AUGGCUCCCACAACUACCACCAAGACCGUUGAGGAUCCUCCCAAGGAGAGCCCUCCUCCCAAGAAGCUUCCAGAGAUGAGCGAAGUCCUGGACAAGAGCACUUUUGAGCAGAUCUUGGAAAUGGACGACGAUGACGACAGGGAUUUCAGCAAGGGCAUCGUGUAUGGAUUCUUCGAUCAGGCCGAAACCACGUUCGAGAAGAUGGAGAAGGCUUUAGAGGACAAGAAGCUAGCAGAGCUCUCUUCACUUGGACAUUUCCUGAAAGGAUCGUCAGCGACUCUGGGUUUAAACAAGGUCAAAGAUCACUGCGAGAAGAUCCAGCAUUACGGUGCUGGUAAAGAUGAGACCGGCACUGCCGACGAACCCGAUGAGGAGACCUCGCUAAAGCACAUCAAGGAAACUCUGGUUGAAGUCAAAAAGGACUAUAAAGAAGUAGAGCAGGUUCUCCGCAACUUUUACGGCGAGAAGAAGUCCCCCGAGGUCUCCUCGCCCUCCUCCAAAUAG
This is a messenger RNA of Aspergillus thermomutatus, 504 nucleotides long. RefSeq names its product Hpt domain-containing protein. Gene Ontology annotation, cellular component: nucleus; cytoplasm. Bases 1 to 504 code for a protein of 167 amino acids. The transcript has 3 exons. Gene Ontology annotation, biological process: phosphorelay signal transduction system; phosphorylation. Gene Ontology annotation, molecular function: histidine phosphotransfer kinase activity; protein histidine kinase binding. NCBI's taxonomy places the organism in Eukaryota, Fungi, Ascomycota, Eurotiomycetes, Eurotiales, Aspergillaceae. The record is from RefSeq and is a predicted model, not a curated record.